GGCCCAGCAGGUGGAUAAUACAGCACUCGGACAGUGGGGGCCGUUCUGCCGCCGUGCAGCCAUGUCUAGCGGCGACAACAGCAGAGGCACUGCCGGGAGGAUCGGGGCUCAGCGCGGCGCGCGACGCUUUCAGUGAGGCGGACGGAUUGGCGGCGGCGGCGGCGGCGGCGGCGGCUGCAUGAGACGAUUCCAUGUUGGCGGCUCAGGAUUAAGCGGAAGGAGACCCCGAUCCUGGCGCAGAGGGCCGACUGAAAUCCCCCGCCCUCCCUCCAUCCCUUGGGGCACCGGCGGAAAGGAUCCGACCUCCAGCGGGGAACGGAGAGGCAUGGCUGACCGAAGUCCCCCGAAUUGCCACUUGAGGCUGGAGUGGGUUUAUGGCUACCGAGGUCACCAAUGCCGCAACAACCUUUACUACACGGCCGCCAAAGAGAUCGUUUAUUUUGUGGCGGGGGUUGGCGUGGUCUAUAGCCCCCGGGAGCACCGGCAGAAAUUCUACCUGGGGCACCAAGACGACAUCAUCAGCCUUGCUUUACAUCCUGAACGAGUAUUAGUAGCAACAGGUCAAGUUGGGAAGGAACCAUAUAUCUGUGUUUGGGACACCUACACCGUGCAGACUGUAUCAGUAAUGAAAGAUGCUCAUACACAUGGUAUAGCUUGCUUGGCAUUUGAUGUAGACGGUCAGCGUUUGCUUUCAGUUGGUUUGGAUUCAAAGAAUACAAUCUGUGUCUGGGAUUGGAGAAAAGGAAAAAUGUUGUCCAUGGCUCCUGGUCAUACUGACAGAAUAUUUGAUAUUUCUUGGGAUUUGUACCAACCAAACAAACUUGUUAGCUGUGGUGUAAAACAUAUUAAGUUCUGGAGUCUGUGUGGAAAUUCAUUGACACCAAAGCGUGGUGUCUUUGGUAAGACUGGUGAUCUCCAAACUAUUCUGUGCCUCGCCUGUGCAAGAGAUGAAAUAACAUAUUCUGGUGCGCUUAAUGGAGAUAUCUAUGUAUGGAAAGGAAUCAACCUUAUACGAACCAUACAAGGGGCACAUGCUGCAGGAAUUUUCAGCAUGAAUGCAUGUGAAGAAGGCUUUGCCACUGGUGGCAGGGAUGGCUGUAUUCGCCUUUGGGAUUUAAAUUUCAAACCCAUUACUGCGAUCGAUCUCAGGGAAACAGACCAGGGCUAUAAAGGUCUGUCAGUGAGGAGUGUUUGCUGGCGAGGAGAUCACAUCCUGGUUGGAACACAGGACAGUGAGAUUUUUGAAAUUGUGGUGCAUGAACGCAAUAAGCCUUUUCUUAUUAUGCAAGGACACUGUGAAGGGGAGCUUUGGGCCCUGGCAGUUCAUCCUACAAAACCAUUAGCCGUGACUGGAAGUGAUGAUCGAUCAGUUAGAAUAUGGAGCCUUAUAGAUCACGCACUGAUUGCACGAUGCAAUAUGGAAGAACCAAUUCGUUGCGCAGCUGUUAGCACUGAUGGGAUUCAUCUUGCUCUUGGAAUGAAAGAUGGUUCUUUUACAGUACUUCGGGUUAGAGAUAUGACAGAAGUUGUUCACAUUAAGGAUAGGAAAGAAGCUAUUCAUGAAUUAAAGUAUUCACCAGAUGGAAAUUUCCUUGCAGUUGGCUCCAAUGACAGCUCUGUUGAUAUUUAUGGUGUUAUUCAACGAUACAAAAAGGUUGGCGAAUGUGUUGGAUCCUCAAGUUUUAUAACCCAUAUGGACUGGUCUUUAGACAGUAAAUAUUUGCAAACCAAUGAUGGUAGUGGAAAACGUCUUUUUUAUAGGAUGCCUGGUGGAAAAGAAGUGACAAAUAAAGAAGAGUUAAAGGGCAUCCAGUGGGCUUCAUGGACUUCAGUUUCAGGCCUUGAAGUUAAUGGAAUAUGGCCUAAAUAUUCAGAGAUCAAUGACAUCAAUUCUGUUGAUGCAAAUUUCAUGGGCCAGGUUCUUGUUACAGCUGACGAUUAUGGAACAGUAAAACUCUUUCGGUAUCCCUGUAUAAGAAAAGGGGCAAAGUUUAAGAAAUACCUUGGUCAUUCAGCACAUGUGACAAAUGUCAGGUGGUCACAUGAUUAUCAGUGGGUUAUUUCUAUUGGUGGAGCAGAUCACUCUGUUUUCCAGUGGAAAUUUAUUCCUGAAAGAAAGCUGAAAGAUGCUCUUCACAUAGCACCGCAAGAAAGCCUGGUUGACUCCAAUAGUGAAGAAUCAGAUUCUGAUCAAUCUGACGUUCCAGAGCUGGACUCUGAAAUUGAACAAGAGACUCAGAUUACUUAUCGACGACAGGUUUACAAAGAAGAUCUACCUCAGCUUAAAGAGCAAUGCAAAGAAAAACGAAAAACUGCAGCCUCAAAAAGAAGAGAGAGGGCUCCAAUCAAUAGUAUAAGAUUACAUUUUGUUCAUGGUUACAGAGGCUAUGACUGUCGGAGUAAUUUAUUUUACACUCAGACUGGAGAAAUUGUGUACCAUGUUGCAGCAGUUGGCAUAGUAUACAAUCGGCAGCAAAACACACAGCGCUUUUAUUUGGGUCAUGAUGAUGAUAUCCUAUGCCUUGCUAUUCACCCCCUAAAGGACUAUGUGGCUACAGGCCAGGUUGGCCGGGAUUGCUCAACCCAUGUUUGGGAUACAGAGACAAUCAAACCACUGUCAGUAUUAAAGGGCUAUCACCAGUAUGGUGUUUGUGCUGUUGACUUUUCAGCUGAUGGCAAACGGUUAGCUUCAGUUGGAAUAGAUGACAAUCACACUGUUAUUCUUUGGGAUUGGAGAAAAGGAGAGAAGCUUUCAGCAGUAAGGGGGAGUAAAGACAAGAUCUUUGUUGUUAAAAUUAACCCCUUUAUGCCUGAUAAACUAAUUACAGCUGGAAUUAAACACAUAAAAUUCUGGCGAAGAGCAGGAGGUGGACUAAUUGGAAAAAAGGGUUAUGUGGGUCCAGUGGGGAAAAUUGAUACAAUGAUGUGUGCAGUUUAUGGCUGGACAGAAGAAAUGGCAUUCUCUGGAACUUCAACUGGAGAUGUAUGUAUAUGGAGAGAUAUUUUCCUCAUCAAAACAGUAAAAGCACAUGAUGGCCCAUUGUUCAGCAUGCAUGCAUUAGAAAAAGGAUUUGUAACUGGGGCGAAAGACGGAAUUGUGGCUCUUUGGGAUGACAGCUUUGAACGGUGUCUGAAAACAUAUGCCAUCAAACGAACUGCAUUAGCCCCAGGCUCCAAAGGUCUCCUUUUAGAAGAUAAUCCUUCUAUCCGUGCCAUAUCAUUAGGACACGGUCAUAUUUUAGUUGGCACAAAGAAUGGUGAAAUAUUGGAAGUUGAUAAAAGUGGGCCAAUAACUUUACUAGUUCAGGGUCAUAUGGAAGGAGAUGUUUGGGGUUUAGCUUCUCACCCUCAUUUACCUAUUUGUGCCACUGUAAGUGAAGAUAAAACCUUAAGAAUAUGGGAUCUUUCACCAAGCCACUGUAUGCUAGCUGUUCGAAAACUGAAGAAGGGGGGAAGAUGUUGCUGUUUUUCACCUGAUGGAAAGGCAUUGGCAGUAGGUCUUAAUGAUGGCAGUUUCUUAAUGGUAAAUUCAGACACUCUGGAGGAUCUUGUUUCUUUUCAUCACAGGAAGGAUGCUAUUUCAGAAAUACGAUUUUCUCCUGGUGCUGGAAAGUACUUAGCUGUAGCAUCAUAUGAUAGUCUUGUAGAUAUCUACAAUGUAAUGAGCAGUAAAAGGGUUGGGAUCUGCAAGGGAGCCUCCAGUUACAUAACCCACAUGGAUUGGGACAUAAGAGGCAAGCUUCUACAGGUCAACACUGGUGCUAAAGAACAGUUAUUUUUUGAAGCUCCGCGGGGAAAAAAGCAGAUAAUUUCUACUGCACAGGCAGAAAAGAUUUCUUGGGCAUCCUGGACAAGUGUUUUAGGUUCGUGCUGUGAAGGAAUAUGGCCGAUAAUUGGAGAAGUCACAGAUGUAACUGCCUCGUGCCUCAGCAGUGAUAGUACAGUCUUGGUAACAGGAGAUGAUUUUGGAUUUGUAAAACUUUUCCGCUUCCCUGCCAAAGGGAAGUAUAGCAAAUUCAAGAGGUAUGUGGCUCAUAGUACACAUGUGACGAACGUUCGCUGGACUCACGAUGACGGUUUGUUAGUCAGUGUUGGAGGUGGAGAUACAUCGCUAAUGCUGUGGACCCAUGAGAUGGAGGGUCAUCGAGAAAGUAGGCAGUGUGAUAGCGAAGAAUCUGAUCUGGAUUCUGAGGAAGAUGGAGGAUAUGACAGUGACAUCACAAGAGAAAAUGAAAUUAAUUACACCAUUAAAGCCUUAUCGACCAACAUAAGACCUAUGUUUGGAAUCAAGCCUCAUCUGCAGCAAAAAGAGCCUUCAGCUGAUGAAAGGCAAGGAGUUGUAAGAGGUUCCAGACCACCAGUUAGUAGGGCACUGCCUCAGCCUGAAAAACUCCAGACAAAUAAUGUUGGGAAAAAGAAGAGACCUAUAGAGGAUUUAGUGCUUGAACUGGUAUUUGGAUAUCGUGGCAGAGAUGGCAGAAACAAUGUGCACUAUUUGAAUGAUGGUGCUGACAUAAUUUAUCAUACGGCAUCAGUUGGGAUUCUGUAUAAUGUGGCAACAGGUUCUCAAUCUUUUUAUCAGGAACAUAAUGAUGAUAUUUUGUGCCUCACUAUAAAUCAGCAUCCCAAAUUUGUCAACCUUGUGGCAACUGGCCAAGUAGGAGACUCAGCAGACAUGUCAACAACAACUCCUUGUAUUCAUGUGUGGGAUGCAGUGAACAAGCAGACGCUGUCUGUACUGCGAUGCUACCAUUCAAAAGGAGUUUGUUCGGUUGGAUUUAGUGCCACAGGCAAGCUUCUUCUGUCUGUUGGUUUGGAUCCUGAACAUACCAUUACCAUUUGGAAAUGGCAGGAAGGUGCCAAAAUUGCCAGUAGAGCCGGUCAUAACCAGCGUAUUUUUGUAGCAGAAUUCAGGCCUGAUUCCGACACUCAGUUUGUUUCAGUAGGAGUAAAACAUGUGAGAUUUUGGACCCUUGCUGGAAGAGCCCUUCUUAGUAAAAAAGGACAGACAAGUUCAAUAGAAGAUGCACGAAUGCAGACCAUGCUUUCUGUGGCAUUUGGAGCUAAUAAUUUGACAUUUACAGGUACCAUCAGUGGAGAUGUGUGUGUUUGGAAGGACCAUAUAUUGAAUCGAAUUGUGGGCAAAGCUCAUAAUGGUCCUAUAUUUGCAAUGUAUACAACAUUACGUGAUGGCUUAAUUGUAACUGGAGGCAAAGAGAGGCCAUCAAAAGAAGGAGGCGCAGUUAAGCUAUGGGAUCAAGAACUUAGAAGGUGUCGAGCCUUCAGAUUAGAGACAGGACAAUUAAUUGACUGUGUCCGUUCCGUGUGCAGAGGCAAAGGAAAAAUUCUUGUUGGGACACGGAAUGCUGAAAUCAUAGAAGUUGGAGAGAAAAAUGCUGCCUGUAACCUUCUGAUUAACGGGCACAUGGAUGGACCUAUCUGGGGACUGGCAACACACCCGUCUCGUGAUGUUUUUCUUUCUGCAGCAGAAGAUGGAACAGUCAGACUUUGGGAUAUUGCUGACAAAAAGAUGGUGAACAAAGUCAAUUUGGGCCAUGCAGCACACACUGUGUCAUAUAGCCCAGAGGGUGACAUGGUGGCUAUUGGCAUGAAAAAUGGAGAAUUUAUUAUCUUGUUAGUGAACUCACUGAAGAUAUGGGGGAAGAAAAGAGACAGACGAUCUGCUAUCCAGGACAUCAGGUUCAGCCCAGAUUCCCAUUACUUAGCAGUGGGUUCAAGUGAAAACGCAGUAGACUUUUAUGACUUGACACUGGGGCCUCCUCUCAACCGAACCAGCUACUGCAAAGACAUCCCAAGCUUUGUUAUUCAAAUGGACUUUUCCGCAGAUAGCUGUUAUCUUCAGGUGUCUACUGGGUCUUACAAAAGGCAAGUUUAUGAAGUGCCUUCAGGAAAACAACUUCUGGAUCAAACUGUGAUUGAUAGAAUAACAUGGGCCACUUGGACCAGCAUUCUAGGAGAUGAGGUUGUUGGAAUCUGGUCCCGGCAUGCUGAGAAAGCAGAUGUGAAUUGUGCCUGUGUUUCUCACUCGGGAAUUAGCCUUGUGACAGGCGAUGACUUUGGCAUGGUCAAGUUGUUCGACUUCCCUUGUCCAGAGAAGUUUGCAAAACAUAAAAGAUUUUUAGGUCAUUCAGCUCACGUGACUAAUAUUCGCUUUACAAGUGGAGACCGAUACGUUGUCAGUGCUGGUGGAGAGGACAGCAGCAUAUUUGUCUGGAAAUGUGUCCAUAUGCCUCAUUAAGAGACAUGGAGACCUUCCACAGAGGAUGUGACAUGAAGGAAGAGUUAUUACUGCUCUACGGUUGCAAAAAGAGUUCUCCAGUGCCCCUCACGCUUUAAGAAAUGGUGCUGAUAAAGACAGGUAGCAAUCUGUCUGACUAGAGUCUAUCAGAAGAAUGAACUACUGCAAAUAUUUUGAAAUUAAUCCUAUUUCUAGAAUAUCAGAUAGCCUAUAUCACUUUCCCACUCACUGCCAGAUACUGAAAUACUUCGAUAAAGAAGGAGUUUGGGCUCAGUCUACGGUGCCCCAAUAAGAUUGUGGCUUAUAUUAUUUCUGAUCUAAUUCUGUACAGUAUAUUGCGUUUACUUUCAUCAUGGAUGUUUAAAUACUCAGUACUCAUACUCAACAGAAGAAUCCUUAUUUUAUUACUGAAAAGAAAACUACUGUGCUGGUCUCAAAACUUUUUUUUUAAGGUGAAAAUAAAAUUGAAAAAAUGAGUGGACCUCCAAAAGAUUUGCUUAGUUCACCCAACCAUCCAACCAAUUAACCCAACCCCUUAAGAACUGUUUGCUUCUAGGACCUGCAUAAUUGUAUUGAUUUUAAGGCCUGAGUUGUAAUCCUAUCUGGUGAAUGCUGGUAGACAUGCAGGAGCCCAUUCUUCAAGGCAGAUUUAGUGUUUUUGUAUCAUUUGAGCAUUAAAUAAAUUCUGUGAGCAGAAUCACAUUUGCUCACAUUUUGAGUGCCUUGCCCCAAACCUAAAAGAUCUAACUCCGUUUUUUGCCUUGUGAAUAAAUGCGUUAUCAAUGAAUGAGAAAGCACUGUGCUUAUUUGCAGUGCAAUGCUGAACGGAAGGGGACUGACUUCACUUUAGUGUUCAGGUAUAUGGAAGGUAUAGAUUGUC
This is a messenger RNA of Candoia aspera, 7139 nucleotides long. RefSeq names its product EMAP like 5 (gene EML5). The record is from RefSeq and is a predicted model, not a curated record. Gene Ontology annotation, molecular function: microtubule binding. Lineage: Eukaryota; Metazoa; Chordata; Lepidosauria; Squamata; Candoiidae. Bases 179 to 6259 code for a protein of 2026 amino acids. The transcript has 44 exons.